Gadus macrocephalus (Pacific cod) is the source of this 4323-nucleotide messenger RNA. RefSeq names its product dipeptidyl-peptidase 6a (gene dpp6a). The transcript is spliced from 26 exons. Gene Ontology annotation, molecular function: dipeptidyl-peptidase activity; serine-type peptidase activity. The coding region runs from base 887 to 3289 and encodes 800 amino acids. Lineage: Eukaryota; Metazoa; Chordata; Actinopteri; Gadiformes; Gadidae. Gene Ontology annotation, biological process: proteolysis. The record is from RefSeq and is a predicted model, not a curated record.
GUAUGACUAGCAGCAGGCUAUAAGUAUAUAGCUCUGCUACAGCGCUGUGCUCUGGUUCUAUAGGCUCAGAGUGGCUUGUUUGAAGGCAUAAGACAUUAGGGCGAAGAAUCAUGGGACAGCGCCUACUAACCACACAGACGUGUGUGGAUUGCGAUGAAUACUACGUUAGAAGCGCUCCUGCCACUCAUUUGCAGCAUUUGUAAAAUAUAGAUUUUAGGACUUCGAUCAUCUCAAUAAAAGCUGAAAUGAAUGAAUAAACCUGUUUUGGAUGUAUGGACGACGCCGUGUAGACGCUUGGAGCGCUUAUUUAAUAUUUGCGCGGUGGUCUUGUUUGAGUUGAACUCCGUGCGUCCGUCGCGCUGUGCUCAAGUGCUGCUUCCCCGCUGUUUGAAAACACUCCGCUGGAUCCAGGAGCCUCAACCAGGGGCACGCAGGAAAGGAUUUGGAUCUCUGGUCCGGGGUGAAACAAACGAGAGGAAUAUCGAUCGUCUAAUUCCUCUUAGAGCAGUGCGGUUGUGUUGUGGUGGACGUCUAUGUUGUAAUUUAUUUCAACACCACGGGAAAACUUGGUCCUCCUGCCCGUCCCUGAUUUCCAUUGUUUUUCCUCCCAAUGCAUAUCGCUUAUAUAGUCUGAAGUGCAAAUAAUAAGGAAUAGAAACUGCAAGCGACGCCUUUUUCAGCCCACGGUGGAUAUUUGCAACGGGAUUUGGAGCAAGCCCCGGUUUCUUUUCUUUUUUUAUGCGUUGGGGUGUAAUCGCUUGCAUUUGGGAACUGGCACACUAGCAAGGAGGGAGACUGGGACUGAUGCUGAGGAAGAGACACACAAGGGGCGACCAGAGCGGCUGAAUUAAACCCCAUCACAAGAUCCACACUCCGCCACGGAAACAUGAAGGAGAAGAAUUUGAUCGAGACCGCAAAAAUGCAAGGCAACAUGAUGGAGCUGGUUGGCAGUAACCCCCCCCAGAGGAACUGGAAGGGGAUCGCCAUCGCCCUGCUUGUCAUUCUGGUCAUCUGCUCUCUCAUCGUCACCUCCGUCAUUCUGCUGACACCAGGGGAGGACGACAGCCUGGCUCUCAAGGCCAAGCUGACGGUGGCAGACAUCUUUAAGAAGGACUUCAAGGUGUACGAGCCCAAUGCCAAGUGGAUCAGCAGCAAUGAACUCCUGUAUCGAACCCGAGAGGGCGACGUUGUCAAGUUCAACGUGGACACCCAAGAGAGGGUCGUCCUGGUCCACAACAAGAAGUUUGAGAUGUACAAGGCGAGCCGCUAUGCGGUGUCCCCCGACAUGAAGCACGUGCUGCUGGCCUACAACGUAGCCCCGGUAUACCAGUAUUCCUACACAGCCUUCUACAUCAUUUGCAGCCUGGAGACUCCGGAGACCUGGAAUCUCAACCCUCCAGAAGUGAGGAACGCCCAACUGCAGUACGCCGGCUGGGGACCCCACGGCCAGCAGCUGAUCUUCAUCUUUGAGAACAACAUCUACUACCGCUCCACGGUGGAGAGUCGCUCCAUCCGCCUGGUCUCCACUGGCAAGGAGGGCGUCAUCUUCAAUGGCCUCAGCGAUUGGCUGUAUGAAGAGGAGAUCUUCCAGUCCCACAUCGCCCACUGGUGGUCACCCGAUGGCGCCAGACUGGCUUACGCCACCAUUAACGACACGCUGGUGCCCAAGAUGGAGUUACCCAUGUUCACCGGGAUCCCGUAUCCCACAGGGAAGGAGUAUCACUACCCCAAGGCGGGGGAAGAGAACCCAGUCAUCACCCUGUACGUGGUGAACCUCCACGGGCCUCUUCACACCAUUGAAAUGAGGAGACCAGAAGACCCUAGAAUGGGGGAGUUCUACGUCACCAUGGUGAAGUGGGCCACCACCACCAAACUGGCCAUCAACUGGCUGAACCGGGCACAGAACAUCUCCGUCCUCACGCUGUGCGAGGCCACCACCGGGGUCUGCACCAAGAAACACGAGGACGAGAGUGAGGGCUGGCUCCAUAGACAGAACGAGAAGCCCCUGUUCUCCAAGGACGGGCUGAAGCUGUUCUUCACCAGGGCCAUCCCUCAGGGAGGGAGAGGGAAGUUCUUCCACGUCUCCAUGUCCAUAACCCAGGCCAACACCAGCACUGACACCUUGCAGUCCAUCACCUCAGGGGACUGGGACGUGACGCAAGUCCUGGCGUAUGAUGAGGACAACCAGCUGAUAUACUUUCUCAGCACAGAGGACGACCCCAAACGAAGACACCUGUACAGCGCAGACACCGUUGGAACCUUUAACCGUCGCUGUCUGUCAUGUGACUUCCUGGAUGGGUGUGGCUACGUGACGGGCUCCUUCAGCCUCAACAUGAGCUACUUCCUGCUCAAUUGCCAAGGUCCCGGCAUCCCGUUCGUGGCGGUCUACGACACACAAGACCGGCAGAAGGUGUACGACCUGGAGACCAACGAGAGCCUCCAGCGGACCCUGGACUCCAUGCAGAUGCCCCGGGUGGAGUACAAGGAGAUCAGCAUAGAGGACUACACACUGACUAUGCAGAUCAUUAAACCUGCCGGCUUCAUGGAAACAUCUCAUUACCCCCUGCUGCUAAUGGUCGACGGCACCCCCGGUGGCCAGAUGGUGUCGGAGCGCUUCGACAUGGACUGGCCCGCCGUGCUGGUGAGCAGCUUCGGCGCCAUCGUGGUGCGCUUCGACGGGCGGGGCAGCGGCUUCCAGGGGACCAACCUGCUGCACCGGGUCCAGAAGAAGCUGGGCCUGUUCGAGGAGCGGGACCAGCUGGAGGCGCUCAGAAUCAUCUCAAAAGAGCCUUUUGUUGACAAGUCGAGAAUCGGUGCAUUUGGAAAGGUGUACGGGGGCUACGUGACCAGCCUGUUGCUCAGUGCUGAAGAGUCUCCUGUCAAAUGUGGAGCCGUUCUCUCCCCUAUCACUGACUUUGAAUUAUACGCCUCUGCGUUCUCCGAGCGGUACCUCGGUCUGCCCAAGCCGGACCCCAGGGCGUACACGAACACAAAUCUGGGUCAUCGAGCUUCGCAGUUCAGCGACAAGCGGUUUCUCAUCGUCCACCCGACCGCCGACGAAAAAGUCCAUUUUCAGCAUACAGCCAAAUUCAUCGCCCAGCUUAUCAGUGAAAGGGCAAACUAUACGUUACAGAUUUACCCGGACGAGGGCCACUUCCUGCCCGGGGACGCCACGCGGCUGCACCUCAGCCAAUCCCUGGUCAACUUCUUCGAGGAGUGCUUCAGGCUACCGGACAAGCUGUUCGAGGAGACCUUGGAGGAGGAGGAGGAGAGCGAAGACGAGGGUUAGUUAGCCCUGCACCACACUCCUCCUCUUUGGACCCCCCGUCGACACCACCACGCACGACCCGCAGACCAACCUCCACAUCACGGCCACCAGUUGCAACAACCCCCCCCCCCCCCCCCCCCCCGAACCUCCAGCCCCUUCGUCCUGCUCUGCUCCUCCCUGUCACUUUGUCCCUCCUCAGACUGCCCGUUACAGCAGCAGACGGCCAAUCUCACCAACGUCCUCCCUCCGCCGUUCCCCUCGCUAUCCAUCUCUCUCUCUCUUUUAUAAUACUGCACAGACUCCAAGGAAGCAUCCCCCCCCCCCCCCAUCCAACAACGAAUCUCAACCCAUGUUGGAUUCUGCUGAAUACGUCGGUUACACUUAAGUUCCAGAUGAGUGAGCAUCUUUCGGCCCACUCUUGGUCUGAUUCACACAAUCGGGAAAAAGACCAUCGCAUCACCUCACUUGAGAGAGAGAGAGAGAGAGAGCUCAGUUUCCGCUCAGUCAGGACUUCGGUCUGAUGACUAAACUAAAGAAAUUAACUUUAAACUUUUAGAGCACAAACUUUGUCAAUAUGGAUCCUCUAUUUGAGCAAAGAUAAGGAAACUGCUUCACAUGGCCAGUGGUAGAGCUGGAAAACCUUGCUAUUUUUAAAGUUGUGAAGAACUUUGAUGUCGGACUGUGGUUAUGUCUCUUGUUCUUACGGUAUGUAAAUUAGCACAGUGACAAACAAAAAAACAACAACACUUGGCUUUUUUCCUUUUUGGUAUACCGAUGUUUCCGCUCCAUGUUCGUAUAACUGCGUAGUUUCGUUAUUGUAUUUCAGUGUUGACGGAUAUGGCAACUGUCAAAAAAAAAUUGGGGAGUAAAAAAAAACAAGACAAGAUCAGUCCAAAGCUUCAAUCUUGUUUCUGAGGUUGUUAUUUCACGAAUCAUUUCAUGGACGUUUUGAAUCGUUUUUACUUUCGUUUGUGGGUGAAAAAAAAAAACAUGAAUUUUUUUGCAGGUCACUGUGCCUUACUUUGGAAACAGUUUCCCUCCGAGAAACAUACAAA